This is a messenger RNA of Haliotis rubra (blacklip abalone), 1748 nucleotides long. RefSeq lists its product as uncharacterized. NCBI's taxonomy places the organism in Eukaryota, Metazoa, Mollusca, Gastropoda, Lepetellida, Haliotidae. The record is from RefSeq and is a predicted model, not a curated record. The transcript has 3 exons. Bases 1 to 1641 code for a protein of 546 amino acids. Gene Ontology annotation, molecular function: protein binding.
AUGACGAAAGUGAGUGCCCCUGAGAGAUCAAUAGAUGAGUGGGCGGAUGAUGUCAAACCCAGCUUUGUCAUCCAGGGAUUGCUGGACUCAUUUGGCCCCGGAUGUAAAGGUAAGGAUCAAUGGAAAUGUGAAUCAGUUGUCACACUGGAGUCGGAAUUACCUGCAUUAAAGUCUCAGCUGUUGAAUAAGAAGGAAACUAUUUCGAAGAAGCAAAUCCAAAUGGAAGCAAAAGUUGAUGCUGUUAGAGUGAACGUGGUUUCUGAAAAAGAUCGAUAUGCAAGAAUGGAACAUGACAUCAAGUCUUUUGGUAACAACGCGAGAGAGAAGAUAACUCUUAUGGAAAAUAAACUUCUAGAUGAACUGAAAGAAGUUUCUGAAAAGCACAUUGAACAACUGACAGCUGACCUAAAGUCGAGUGAAAUAUCAGUACAGAUGUACCGACAACAAACUGAGCUGAUAGGCCAGAUUCUACAAUCCGAUGGUGACAUGGACGUGUAUGAGAUGUAUCAGGGAUGUGAGGCCGGUGAUGUGGAUGCUGUCGGAGACGAAGACGUGAAGAAGAGGGGUAGAAUAGCCAGGAUCAUGUUCAGACAGAACGAAGAUCUGCUGAGUAGAGCAAUGGACGAUCUACAGCUGGGUGAGAUAGAUGUCCAGUAUGACGGUUUGGUGAACUUGGAGGCAACACCUGUAUCUGAAGACACCAGUAACGUACUGGACCUGAAGGGUGCUCGUGUGUCACAAGACACUGGUAACGUGCUGGACCUGAAUGCUGCUCCUGUGUCAGAAGACCCUGGUAAUGUACUGGACCUGAAGGCUGCUCCUGUGUUAAAGGACUCCAUUAACGUUAGGGUAGCAGGAGGCCAGUAUGAAGUAUACCCUGCUGACUUAACAGUGUUGGCGGUGAAUGGUACAGACACAUUGGUUGUAACAGACUACACCAACAACAGUGUGAAGUCCUUCUACACCGGGAACAAACAACGAAGUCACAGCAAGCUCCAACUGGGAUGGUCUCCGUGGGGUAUAACAAGGCUGAAACACAACCAGGUGGCCGUCACUGUAACGGAUACCAGACAGAUUGUAACAGUUAAAGUGAACCCUGAUCUGGUACUGCUGUCAACCAUCACAACCAGCAAACAGUACAGGGGUAUAACGUCUCUGACACCAUCAACACUAGCAGCAGGUUCUGAUAGUGAUAAAUAUGUGGAUAUUCUGGACAUGAGAGGAAACGUCCUGAAGUCGAUGAACGCUGUAGUUAGCGGAAAAGAAAUUAUACAUUAUCCUUCCUUUCUUUGUACAACAAGAACAGGAAACAUCCUUGUGUCGGAUGGCGGUUCGAAGUGUGUCCUGUGCCUGACAGCUGAAGGGGACGUUGUGUUCACCUACCCUACACCAGGACGCACAACACUGAGAAGUCCACUUGGUAUCGCAAGUACCAGCACUGGUGACAUCCUUGUUACUGACUACUAUCAACACACUGUUGUUCAUCUCACUGAGUCAGGACAGUUUGUCAGAAACAUACUCACUGCAGAUGAUGGUGUCUCGUACCCGCACGGAGUUUGUGUAGGUGGACGUGGUCGUGUGUAUGUUUGUAAUUACAGUUCAGGUGAAAUCAAAGUAUUCAGUUUCAGUAACACAAAAUAGAUCUUUGAUUCUUUCUCAAGUGAUCAUUGCAUCCGUAAAUAUUCCAAUUAACUACAUUUACAACGACCUCCUGACUGUAAUGCACUGUGUGUCUGAGUAUAUCUAAU